AUGAAAGGCAUUAAAUGCACCAUGUUGGAAGAAUGUGAAGUUGGUGGACGGCUUGUUUUUAAUGCAGAGAAAGUUUUUGUCGGGUCGAGUGUGGAUGGUGCACCACCAUCCCUGCCUGCUGCUGGCGAGGUGUGUGCUCGUAUCACAGGAGUACGUAAGCUGGUCACAAAUUACGAGACGUACAUUGUCUACGAGGUCGAAACAGUGGCGAACCGCAAGGACUACCCGUCCGAGGUCUGCGUUGUGGACCGACGUUACAGGGAGUUCGAUUGGUUACACAGCCGCCUCCGGCAAAUUUACGCAGUCCUAUUCGUACCCCCACUGCCUGGAAAGAAGGUGCUCACCCAGUUCAACCGCUACGCCUCUGGUUUCGUGGAUCGUCGAUGCAGCGGCUUACAGACCUUUCUGCGCAGGUCCACUGCUCAUCCCGUCCUCUCCGGCAACAAUGAUUUUGUGGCCUUUCUGACUCUCCCUCGUACUGCCUUUCAAGAAUACAUGCAGAAGAAUCCAAUUGAAAACUCUCUUUUCUCCCUCAUUGGCCUUUCGCCCCAAAGUCAAACGAGGAGCGUUAGCAACGCUGGCCAGUUCGAGGAGGGAGGCCGUGGAGCAACAGCGAUCACGAUAUCGGCAAGGGAGGGCCUAAGGCCUCCCUCCAAUGUGCCCUCUUCUAUACCUGUCGUCACGGCAUCGGGUAGGGAAGUGGUGACCCCCUGCGAGCUGCAGUGUGUCUCUGAGGUUUUCUUCCGCUAUCAGAAUGAGGUGGAUGAGUACACAGCUUUAUGUCAGCGCUUGUCCACCCUUGUCAGCCGCAUGACUAACCAGCUCUCCACCCUGUCCUACGAUCACGCGGAGUUGGCCAAGACGCUGGACGAAGCAGUGGUGGCGGGUGCAGUGGGUGCGACGGGGGUCGCAGCGGCGCAGGCGGUGAGGCGGACGGCACAGGCCAUGCAAAGUCUUGCCUCACGUCUUGCCCUCGGUCCCGCCAACUCCUGGCACGACUCCGCAGCCUUUGGAGCGGCUGUCAAGCGGGACACGUACUUUAACCUCGAGCGUGAGAUUGAGGAGCGUCGGAGGAGCGAGCCCAUUGGCGGGACGGAGCAAGUAACGACGACAGUGGCAACGGUGGAUAAGUCGGGAGUCUCGCAACCCUGGCUCUCUCGUUUCACAUCAAUGUCGUGGAGCAGCUCCAGUAAAAAGAAGAAUCGACCACUUGCCGAGCUACGGACUGAGGCGGCAGAAGUGGCACGAGAGUUGGCGUUCAGCAACACGCAGGUAGAGGCUGAAUGGCGUCGCUGGCAAGUGACGCGGGCGGUCGAGACGACGGAGAGUUUGACCGCGCUGACUGGUGCCUACGUAGCCUACUGGAAUGCCGUAGCUGAGGCCUGGCGCGAUGCUAUAGCCUUUUUAAAAGCACCACCCCCAUCUACGCAGCCCUCAACAAAAGUCCUUGACAUGGAGGUGAGUCUACAGGAUUCACCACGGCAUGUCAAUCUUGAAUUCACUGAAGAUUUAUGGAGUGUAGCACCAUGUACCACUCAUCUUGAAGAGGGGAAGCACGAGAAUAAAGGAGAGCAAGAGUGGUCAGUUGUGGAUUUGUCGAAUUCACCUUCGAGACCAUCAGUUCCCGUCCAACCAGAAGGGGUGGCUGCGAAGAAUGUGGAAGAGGCUGCUGGAGAUGUGCUGAAUUCCCUGCAUUCCGACGGUCAUACUGAUGCAGUUGUAGGCGAGAAAGAAGAGAAUGCUAGUGGCAAUCUGUCAAAUUCACAACCUCUCGACAUUCCCAUGGAAAAGGGGACAAAAAAGGCGACUUGGAUAGUUGAAGAGCUCUAG
This is a messenger RNA of Echinococcus granulosus, 1830 nucleotides long. Its product is annotated as Sorting nexin-4. The transcript has 8 exons. The record is from RefSeq and is a predicted model, not a curated record. Gene Ontology annotation, molecular function: phosphatidylinositol binding. Lineage: Eukaryota; Metazoa; Platyhelminthes; Cestoda; Cyclophyllidea; Taeniidae. The coding region runs from base 1 to 1830 and encodes 609 amino acids.